AAUGACUGGUUGUUUCUUCUUCUUCUUCUUUUUUUAAUUUUCAUUUGCAGAUGUAUAUUGUUUACUUUCGAAUAUUUUGUAUAUUUUCAUGUUUUUUAUCGUUUUAAUAAUUUUCAAUUAUUAGUUCAUUUUCAUAAUAUUUAUUAGAACUGAGAAAUAGUUCAACAUAUCGAGACAAAAUGUCAACUAGGGUGACAAGAAACUCCUCGCGAUUCAAAGGAAGUUGUGACGAAAGUACUAACAAAAACAAUACAGAAACAGAUACUGUCCCAAAAGUAUUACCUACCAAGUUGCCCAUCAUAGCACCCAAUGGAAAAAUAUUUUAUCCUUGCCAGUACUGUUCAAAAGUAUUCCAAAGAAAACUCACUGGAGUCAACCAUAUGAAAAAGUGUAAAAAUUCAAAUACCGAUCGUGGUACAAGUAAAUAUUUCAAUAAUAAAAUAUCUGAUAAUAUUGAAAAUAGACUGGAAAGAAGCCAUGCCAAUGAUGAUACCAAUGUAAAUUCAAGUUCAGCUGCAAGUGAAUAUUUCAGUAGUGAUACAUCUGAAAUGAUGGAAACCCAUAAUGUUAAUGAUAGACUGGAGAAAAAGCAUGCCAAUAAACUAACCACCAAUAAUAGUAAUAAGGACAAUAUGGAAACUGGGGUAACUGAAAAUAAUAGCAACUUCUCAGAAAAUAACAAUGAAAACCCAAACUUGAAAAUAUUUCAAGAUAUAACGUUGGAAACCCCAAAGGACUCUACGGUAGACAUGAACAGUAAACAACCAAGCAAGCCAAAUGAUAUUUCUAUAUAUGAUUACAAUGAAGAUGGGAUAUCAUUUUCAGAAGUGGACAAAACUGAUAGUGAUAAAAAAUGCAAACAGUGCCACAAAUUUUUUGAGAAUCCUCUUGAUCUUCUUCGUCAUUCUAGAACCUGUCGUAAUAUUCCAAUAAAAAUUCUCCCACCAGAAGAGGUGGAGAAGUAUUUUGAUUCUCCAAACAGAAACUUCUGUCCUAUCUGUGAAAAACCAAUCAAAACUAAAAACUUUAGGUCUAUUUUUAUUAAACAUUUACUGGUACAUACGGUAGGAUUAUCGCAUGAAUGUAACAUUUGUAAAAAGAAGUUUAAAAGGAGGGAUCAUAUGAAAGCUCAUCACAAAAGACAUAUUGUGUGCUUUUGAUUAGCCCCUUUGCAUUUUAUAUGGUUUUCACUAUAGUACCUAGUAUGCUAUUUGUAUAAAAGUGUUUUUCCUACAUAUCUCACUUGAGGUGUAGCCUGUGAGAAGUAAUGUUUUUGGGCGAUGUGAAGCAUAGAAAUUGGCGGUCACUACACACUCAUGUACAGGCCUCAGUAAUGGAAUAGUGUUUGAGCAUAACAAUUUUUUGUGAUAUUUUUGACAAAUUUUCAAAUGUUUACUCAGAACGCUCUAGGUGAAGUUUCUCAAGAUGCUGCAGCAGAGCAGUCACUCAGGUCGCAUAUCAUGUCCUUAACAACAAAUUACAUUCACUUUCCGUAAUGCAGAAAAUAUAUAGUUCACUUAUGAAAAUCACAAGGCCCAGAGUAAUUGAAUCAUGUUCUGUUUUGAGAUCAGAAUACAUAUGAAAUAAUGGCUGAUUCAUACAUCAAACUUUUAUUGUAAUAAUAAGGAUUAAAAAGACUUAAAUUAUUAUUUAUUUGUUGAUGUCACUUAUACUUCACAUUUCAUAGCAAAACGCCAAUAUAAACAAAGAACAGUUAUUUACAAAUGAUAUUGGAUAAUAGUUAUAAAGUGAAAGUAUAUGACUUCUAUUGAUUUACAUUGUGACAACUUUCCUGAAGUUUAGUGGAUGAAUCAGCCAUAAAACAAUGUUUAAUUUAGUUGUGUUAUGGAAAUCAAUAGUGCAACAACUGAUAUAUGCUGGAAUAUGAAGUACAAAGAAACUAAAUAUGUUCUUUUUUACACCAUUUCGAUCCAUUUGUAGUUUGCUGACUGAAAAGUUAUGACUUCAGUUGAAAGUAAAAGCUGUGACUUAAUGUUGAAUAGUAAACUUUUAAUAAAAUAUUGUUACAUUGUUGUGGAAAUAUAAGUAACCAUAUUUUUAGUAAUUUCUUCAUCUCGAUGUUUGAAGGUUUCACAUAACAUAAAUUGUAGUACUGUUGAAAUAUAAUUUGAUAAUGAAUGAAUGAAAUAAUAUUUUAGGACAAUAUUAAUCUAUUCAGUGUAUUUGUUUUAGUUUCUUUCAAUGAAUUGAAAGUGUGUGCAGACAUUUGUUACAGUAAGAAGACCGUACUUUUUUUAUUUAUUCCAACAAUAUAGGAAUAUCGUCAAAUGUAAUGUUUGUAAAGUAAUCCAUAUGUAAUGUUUGUAAAAAUUUGUUUAGUUAUAUAAUUUAUCCUUUGGAAAUAUUGUUCCAUACAUACAAGCCUGUGCCUUAAAUUUUAAUGUUGAGAAUGGUUAGUUGAUUUUCUGUAUGUAUUUAAUGAGCAUUUUUUGAAAAAGAGUCUACCUGGCAAAUGAAAUUUUAGUUAUUUCAGAAGAACUAUGUUUGGAUUAGGCUUAGCCUGUUUCUGAAGUAUUUGUAUUUCACAUUUGAUUAUGUGAAUCAAAUCAUGUAAAUCAAAUAUGUUCUUCAAUAUUGCUAUCGACCGCUUUUCAGAAAGGACUCAUCUUUGUUGAAAUUUACUGUAGGUUAAGUAUUUUGAGUACAUGAGUACAAGUAUGUAUGUACUUCCGUUUAUAUUUUUGACGAAGAGCUAAUAUAUUUUUCAGUUUUCUCCAUUAAUCGAA
Molecule: messenger RNA, 2747 nt
Organism: Leptinotarsa decemlineata (Colorado potato beetle)
Lineage: Eukaryota; Metazoa; Arthropoda; Insecta; Coleoptera; Chrysomelidae
Biological process (GO): regulation of transcription by RNA polymerase II
Cellular component (GO): nucleus
Molecular function (GO): DNA-binding transcription factor activity, RNA polymerase II-specific
Source: RefSeq, a predicted model, not a curated record